AUGGAAGAGAUGGAGGAGGAGCUGAAGUGUCCGGUGUGCGGCUCCUUCUACCGGGAGCCCAUUAUCCUGCCAUGUUCCCACAGCUUGUGCCUGGCUUGUGCCCGCAACAUCCUGGUGCAGACGCCGGACUCGGAGUCCCCGCAGAGUCGCCGGGCGUCGGGUCUGUCCGACUACGACUACCUGGACCUGGAUAAGAUGAGUCUGUACAGCGAGGCGGACAGCGGCUACGGGUCGUACGGAGGCUUCGCCAGCGCCCCCACCACCCCCUGCCAGAAGUCCCCCAACGGGGUGCGGGUGUUCCCCCCGAGCAUGCCGGCCCCCCACCUGCCGCACCAUCACUCCUCCGGGGCGCUGCUGCCUCCCCUUCCCGCCCGCAACCAGUGCCUGACCUGCCCGCAGUGCCACCGCUCCCUCCUGCUGGACGAGCGGGGUCUGCGGGGCUUCGCCAAGAACCGGGUGCUGGAGGGGGUGAUCGAGCGCUACCAGCAGAGCAAGGCGGCCGCCCUGAGGUGCCAGCUGUGCGAGAAGAGCCCCAAGGAGGCCACGGUGAUGUGCGAGCAGUGCGACGUCUUCUACUGCGAGCCCUGCCGCCUGCGCUGCCACCCGCCCCGCGGGCCCCUGGCCAAGCACCGGCUGCUGCCCCCGGCCCAGGGCAGGGUGAGCCGGAGGCUGAGCCCCCGCAAGAUCUCCACCUGCACCGACCACGAGCUGGAGAACCACAGCAUGUACUGCGUCCAGUGCAAGAUGCCGGUGUGCUACCAGUGCCUGGAGGAGGGCAAGCACGGCAGCCACGAGGUCAAGGCGCUGGGGGCCAUGUGGAAGCUGCACAAGAGUCAGCUUUCCCAAGCCCUGAAUGGAUUGUCAGACAGAGCAAAGGAAGCCAAAGAAUUUCUGGUCCAACUAAGAAACAUGGUCCAGCAAAUCCAGGUACAGUUGUCAGCUGACAAAGCCUCAAACCACAAGGAGAACAGCGUGGAGUUUGAGGCCUGCCUGGUUGCACAGUGUGACGCUCUUAUCGACGCCCUUAAUAGAAGGAAGGUGCAACUUCUUUCACGGGUUAAUAAAGAACAUGAACACAAGCUGAAGGUGGUACGAGAUCAGAUUUCUCACUGCACGGUAAAACUGCGGCAGACGACUGGAUUGAUGGAGUAUUGUCUGGAAGUGAUAAAAGAGAACGACCCCAGUGGUUUCCUUCAGAUCUCUGAUGCUCUGAUACGAAGAGUCCACCUGACUGAGGAUCAGUGGGGAAAAGGAACGCUCACCCCAAGGAUGAACACAGACUUCGAUCUAAACCUGGACAGCGCCCCCCUCCUGCAGUCCAUCCAUCAGCUGGACUUUGUACAGAUGAAAGUUCCCUCUUUAGUCCCUGCGCCCCCAAUUCUCCAGAUGGAAGAGUGCUGCACCCACAACAACAGUGCCACCCUGUCCUGGAAACAGCCGCCCAUGUCCAUGGUGCAAGCGGAAGGAUAUAUUCUGGAGCUGGACGACGGGAACGGCGGUCAGUUCAGGGAAGUAUUUGUCGGGAAGGAGACGAUGUGCACAGUGGACGGCCUGCACUUCAACAGUACAUAUAACGCCCGAGUCAAGGCCUUCAAUAAAGCUGGGGUCAGCCAGUACAGUAAGACCCUGGUCCUCCAGACCUCCGAAGGUCCCUAUCCUCGAAUGUCAGCCUCUCUUGCAGCUCAUUUGCAAAUCAACACCACCAUGCCCUCUCCACUCGAGUUCCUCCAAAACUCAGAACAGGAAACUUGUGUGUCUUCAGUGGCCUGGUUCGCCUUUGACCCUGGUUCAGCGCACUCGGACAUCAUCUUCUCGAAUGACAACCUGACCGUCACCUGUAACAGCUAUGAUGACCGAGUAGUGUUAGGGAAGACCGGCUUCUCCAAAGGAGUUCACUAUUGGGAGCUGACCAUCGACAGGUACGACAAUCACCCAGAUCCUGCCUUCGGUGUGGCCCGGGUUGAAGCGAUGAAGGACGUCAUGCUGGGAAAAGACGAAAAAGCUUGGGCCAUGUACGUGGACAACAACCGCAGCUGGUUCAUGCACAACAACUCCCACACGAACAGGACUGAAGGAGGCAUCACCAAGGGGGCCACAGUUGGUGUCCUCUUAGACUUCACCAGGAGAACUUUGACCUUCUCCAUCAAUAAGGAGCAGCAGGGACCUGUGGCAUUUGAAAACAUGGAGGGCUUGUUGUUUCCUGCUGUGAGUCUCAACAGGAAUGUGCAGGUAACACUUUAUACCGGUUUGCCGAUUCCUGGAUUUUACUCGUCUCGGGCAUCCAUAGCAUCUUAAAAGUGCCAGAAGGACUGAAAUUGCUCUUAAAGUCCCAGACGGUCAUCGCAUUGGAUUCAAAAGCAGCAAACUGUUCUUACGAAAAGCAGAAUGUAUGUCUGCAAAACAUUGUAAAUACAUAGGGGGCAGAAUAUAUGGGGUGCUCACAGAGACCCUCCAGCUCUAACUAACGUCCAGCUCUGUACAGGUAGACCUUCUCCUGAUGACCAGCGCUGACUUCUCCAUUGUGUCCAGCUUUGUACCUAUCCAUAAUGUUCUUACCUCUUCAUCAUAUCCCACGUUUGUGCCGUUCCUAUCAGUUUCUGUCCAGGAGGUUGACUCUAUAGAUCUACAUGAUGCUCAGUUCUCAAACGUACAUAGUGGUACCACCAUAGUUCUGCUUUGGUGUCCAGCUGUAUCCAGAGUGGUGUCACCACAGUUCUCAAGUUUUGGCACCCAUUAGUAUGCAGUGUGGUUCCACCAUAGUUCUCCAGUUUUGGUGUCCAGCUGUAUCCAGAGUGGUGCCACCAUAGUUCUCCAGUUUUGGCGUCCAGCUGUAUCCAGAGUGGUGCCACCAUAGUUCUCAAGUUUUGGCACCCAUCAGUAUGCAUUGUGGUUCCACCAUAGUUCUCCAGUUUUGGUGUCCAGCUGUAUCCAGAGUGUUGCCACCAUAGUUCUCCAAGCUUUGGUGUCCAGCAGGAUCCAGAGUGGUGCCACCAUAAUUCUCCAGUUUUGAUGUCCAGCUCACGCCUAGGUAUUGGCACCACCUUUCCUAUCUAACAGCUCUUCAUAGUACCAAGCUGCAUCCAGGGAGUUAAGACCUGUACUUCUAUCAACCCUCCAGUGUCCAACCCUAUCCAGAGUAUUCACCAUACAUCUCUCUGAUGUCCAACCUUUAUACAGUGUUUUCUCGACUGUCUCCAUGACAUCCAAAGAUGUCCACCUCUGUACAUGAUGUUCACAUGCCACCAGCUGUGCACAGGGUAUUCACAACCAUCUCACAGGGCUUUGUGGUCUCCAGCGAUGAUGAAUGGUUUCUCCACCGUCCUGGCUCAGUUGAUAUUUGAUUCAGACUAUCAUUACCGUGUAUAUACAUUGCCGCUAUUACUGUUGUUUUCUCCACUGCUGCUACGCCUCCAAGAACCCUAAAACUUUAAUCCCAGGACUGAUCCUGAAGAACAACACCAUGCACCUCCUCUGAGGUCAGGGGUACCAGUUACACCUUCGAUGUAUCAUCAUGUUUAAAAAAGAAAGUCAGAAGUUUGGAUGGAGCAGUAACUCUGGCUUAUAUCCUCCGUAUAUAUCGGGUAAUGAGGAAUGUGACACCCCUGAUCGUCCUGAUCAUCAUACCGUCUUUAUGGUGCUUGUAAAAGAAAAUUAGAAAUUCCAGUCUCUUACAAAUUUCUAUUUUCUAAUGGUUCAAAAGUGAUCAAUGAAUGCACUUGUAUCGGCAAUAUAGGCUUCUGUCCAAGGAUGCAUGCGGAAGGGGGGGGGGGGGCAAUAAUUGGUAAAUUCUAAGUUAACCAUUGGACGCCUACAGCUGCCAUAUACAUGUAGGUGUACAAUUACCCUAUGAGGGGCAGGUACAGGAAAGAGACCUUUGCAGGAAUGCCCAGUGGAGAUGGCCUCAGCGUGAAGCCAAGAUGGAGUCAGUGAGUUUUAUCAUCCACUUUAUAAUUGGAUGUGACAUGUCCAGGAGGCACCUCCACCCAAAACGCAUCCCUCCCUCUUACAUUUUAAUCAUGAAACUCUAAUCAUUUCUUUUUGGACUAGUGGGAUUUUUAAUUGUGACCCUCUAUGUGCCAAUGUGGGGGCUCCAGUACAGUAUUAUGCUGCCCCCUUGUGGCAGCAGUGAGGAAGAGGUUACAGUUUGUAUGACAUCACAGCAUAUGUAAUCAGUACCCCUGCAACGGACCCCUCAUUUACAGUAUAGCGGCCCUGUCAGCUCUCCAAUCUCUUUGAACUCUACAUUGUGUUGUUCCUCUGUUAUUCCUCCUGGAAAGAUAUAUGAAUAAAUUGAGAACUGGACAUCACCAUUUUUUGGUCAGGUGUGUCUAUGUACUGUCAGAGUGCAGGGACACGCAAUCAGGGGUGCACCUAGCCUUUUUGCUGCCUUAAGACAAAAACUGAAACGGCGCCCUAACCCCCCAAUGCCAAUUUUUUAUCCUAACCCCUUCCCUCCAGUCUUACUGUUAAAACCAUACUUGGAAAACAUUACACACAGAGCUCCAAAACAUACCGAGUAAUACAGCGCCGCGUACAGAAAAUCCCCCUUCCGCUGCGCCCCUCUUGCCCCUACCUGGCGCCGCCUGAGGCAAUCGCUUCAUUGGUGGUGCACCCCUGCAUGCAAUUGUCAGUUUAUUCACACAAUUCCAGGAAGUGUUACAGAGGAACGGCGC
Molecule: messenger RNA, 4673 nt
Organism: Bufo gargarizans (Asiatic toad)
Lineage: Eukaryota; Metazoa; Chordata; Amphibia; Anura; Bufonidae
Gene: TRIM9
Product: tripartite motif containing 9
Exons: 11
Coding region: 1-2295 (764 amino acids)
Molecular function (GO): zinc ion binding; protein binding
Source: RefSeq, a predicted model, not a curated record